This is a messenger RNA of Fusarium vanettenii 77-13-4, 1452 nucleotides long. RefSeq lists its product as uncharacterized. The transcript has a single exon. Bases 1 to 1452 code for a protein of 483 amino acids. The record is from RefSeq and is a predicted model, not a curated record. NCBI's taxonomy places the organism in Eukaryota, Fungi, Ascomycota, Sordariomycetes, Hypocreales, Nectriaceae.
AUGUUGGGUUGGUCGUAUGUCCUCUCAGCGCGAUGGGCCGAACUCAUCCCGGGGGCAUGCAUCUCCCAAACCAAUCAAGACGCCCCCAACGGCUCGGGGAUGCCGGAAGUGGGCAAAGACCCUGUCCUAGUUAACAUUGGCCAAGCUGAAGAAAGUGCUGCGAACUGGUGGAAUUCCAUCUUGUCGGAAGGAAGCGGUUGGGAAGCGGAAUUCUGCAGCCCUAAGGGAGUUCUUCAGUCUCCGUGGACUGUCAAACUGGUUUCGGAACAGCGAUUCGUCCUUUCAUGCAAUUCUCCGGACUCAAAUUCAACCCUUGAGCAGGCUACAGUCUCUUCAACCGCUGCCCUUCGCUACUUAUCUGAUUAUUGCGACCUCCACAAUAUUCAUGAUCAAAGUCAAGCAGCCCUCACAGCCGCCCUGUCGAUUCCACUGGCCAAGUACGACAACAGGCAAAUUGAACUUGCCAUCCCUAAGCUUUCAAAAAAGUCAGACCAGAAGGAUAAAGGACCUCUGGCCUCGUUGCUUACGAUUGAGGCCCAUCAUCAAUUUGACCGACUUCUAACGCUGAGCUGCAAUCCGAGAGGUCUAAAAGCACUUCUGGACAGCAUCUUUUUUGAACCUGACGUGGCAUCCAACAUCUGUGGGAUCUGGCUACAGGGUUCAUUCGCAUUUCUGGAUGCAGUCAAAGAUCCACAUCAACUAUUGCGGACUUUGAUAAAGCGUGACCCAGAACUCGGGUUUCUAUGGGUUGGCGCCUUCCUGACCGGAACCCAUAACCGUUCCCUCCGAGAAGCCCGAGGAGGUUGGUGGGCUAUUGAUCUCAGUGCAGCUGCAUGGACAGGGACAUUCGCAUCAUUCAUUCAGGCCCCGGCGCUCUUGGAGACACUCGGUGAGGGAAAGAUUUCUCGUGCUGACGAAUGUCGUCUCUUGUAUCUUACGCACGGGGUCGACUAUACAACACCGCCGCUCUUCCCGUUUCCGCCAUUCGGCUCCACUGCAAUUGAAGACACGAAUUUAGAUGUCCACGAGCACGCGCUCUGUGGCAUGCCUCACCGUCUCGCGUAUGCAUGCUUUACCUGGUCCUGCAACGAUAGGAAAGAGGUACAGCAGUAUUGCCAAGAUCGUCUCAAGUCAAGUAUCCUCCGCUCGAAAAAUGGUCAAAUUACAAAUCAUUGUCAUGAUCAUAUUGUUGACAACUAUGAGGGGCUCGACUACGAUGACCUCGACUCAGAAGACGAAAACUCAGAAGCUGUGACCCGAAAUAUCUUUACAUGGCUUCGUGGUGAAGAUGGGUUCCCCGUUGCGGAGAGAGCUAUCCGCGAACAUGAGUGGAUUGAUAAUCUAGACUCGGACGACGAUAGUCCAAUCGAGGGGGAUGUCCGCUCAACAGUGGGGGGGAAUCUUCAUGGGUGGAUCGCGAGGGUAUCAACACAGAGAUCAAACUCAAUCUGA